Molecule: messenger RNA, 534 nt
Organism: Sclerotinia borealis F-4128
Lineage: Eukaryota; Fungi; Ascomycota; Leotiomycetes; Helotiales; Sclerotiniaceae
Source: the annotation of a GenBank genome assembly
AUGGCUGGAUUCCUCUCAACCCUUCGAAGAAGUUGCAAAACCCUCUUCGCAUCCUUCAACACCACUCUUUCCACCCUAAAGAGGUGGUUCCAUCGUGAAAUCACCCCGACACUUCAAGAUAUCGCUUCCACUAUCCAUGAUUUAUAUCACAACUACAUGCGCCCAUUCGUAUUACGCAGUCUUCGAUUCGUCUGCGACCAUCCUUUUGCCAUAGCCAUCGGAAUUUUGAGCAUCAUCGCUAUUAUCUAUCCUGGCGUCAUUAUUACACUACUUCUCUUCAUCUUGGGUUUUGGGGUUUUGGGUCCUGCUGCUGGUUCCAUAGCAGCGUUGAUACAGGCGCUUAUCGGGAAUGUCUCUGCGGGUAGCCUGUUUGCGAUGUUUCAGAGUGCUGGUAUGGCUGGUUUUGGAUUGAUGACACUUCAUGGCGUCGCUAUUUGUAUUCCGGUUUUGAUUCUGUUGGCGGUGUUGGUGUAUUUGGUUGUAGUAUGGCGGCUGGAAAUGGAAAGGGUGAGGGAAAAGGAGAAGACUGUAUGA